Chelmon rostratus (copperband butterflyfish) is the source of this 2508-nucleotide messenger RNA. RefSeq names its product lysosomal associated membrane protein 1a (gene lamp1a). Bases 349 to 1599 code for a protein of 416 amino acids. Lineage: Eukaryota; Metazoa; Chordata; Actinopteri; Chaetodontiformes; Chaetodontidae. The record is from RefSeq and is a predicted model, not a curated record. Gene Ontology annotation, cellular component: membrane. The transcript is spliced from 9 exons.
AUGCUGCCUGUUCACAUGACGUGAUACGGCCGUGCAGUCAGUGUGGCUGUGACCGACAUCUAAGCGUGUUUACUGGUGGUUUCUACCAGUAGGACGUGCUUCAGGAAAUCCUAAACAACGAUUUCUUCUAUCAUCAGACAGCAGCGAAACAUAAACGACACAGGGAGGGACACCACUGACGCGGCGCAUUUAGCCAACGGUCCGGGAAGUCAAGUGCAGUUUAGCGAGCGCCGCGUAGACCCACCUGCGCCUGCAGCGGCGUCACAACACCGCCUGUUCAGGCUUUUUUCUCCACCUCUUCAGGGACAAAAAGUAAAGUCUGCUCUGUGGUGUGAUCUGACCUGAAGGAUGAAAUUCUCUCACGUUUUGGCCGCGCUCAUCAUCGCCUGGUCCGCGGUGUUAGGUCGUAUUCAGGCUGUUACUCUUGAGGUGAAUGAAGGGAACUCCACCUGCAUUAAGGCUGAGCUUUCGGCAUCAUUCUCCAUCACGUACAACACCACCAACAGCAUGAGAACAGCGCAGAUCCCUCUGCCUGACUCUGCCACCGUGGAUACAGGCAGCAGCUCGUGCGGCACAGACAGCAGCUCACCGUGGCUGGUGGUGGUGUUUGGAGCCGGCCACACGCUGGGGCUGAGCUUUUCAACCAAUGGAAGUCUGUACAGCGUCGCUAACCUGACGCUGCAGUACAACCUCAGCGACACGUCAGCCUUCCCUGAGGCCAACAGCUCUGAUGUGGUCACUGUGGUGUCGUCUUCAGUUGGGAUCUGGGCGACGAUCAACACCACCUACCGCUGUGACAGCCCCAGCACUUUUGGAGUAGGUGGGGCAACUGUCACUUUCUCUAAUAUGAGGCUGGAGGCGUACAUGCCAGGAAAUGACCUGAGUCCAGCAGAAAGCGUAUGUAUGGCCGAUCAGCCCACUACUACUGCUCCACCUACCACUGCCAGUUCUACAACAACUGCAGCUCCAGCACCAACCCCUCCAGGAACACCUGAACGGGGCACCUACUCUGUAAAAAACAGCACCGGCACAGUGUGUCUCCUGGCUCAGAUGGGACUGCAGCUCAACGUCUCCUAUUUUUCUCGAUCUCAGAAUAAGACUAUCCAAGGAUUAGUAAACCUGACUCCCAAUCUGACAAGUUCAUCAGGAUCAUGUGAAGCCAGCAGUGCUACCUUGAGUCUGACACAGGAGCAAACUACCACGCUCAACUUCACCUUCACUCUGAACUCCACAAGCAACAAGUACCACCUGAGUGCCAUAACUCUGCUUGCUGAUUGGUCUGAUAUGACUGCUCCCCUCUUAGCCAGUAACACCAGUCUCAACUAUCUGCGGAGUACGCUGGGCCGCUCCUACAUGUGCAACGCAGAGCAAACACUGACUGUUUUGCCGACCUUCUCCCUCAACACAUUCCGACUGCAGAUCCAGCCCUUUGGAGUCACUACUAACCAGUUUGCUACAGCGGAGGAGUGUCAGAUGGACCAAGACCAGAUGCUCAUCCCCAUCAUUGUCGGAGCAGCUCUUGCUGGCCUGGUGCUGAUCGUCCUCAUUGCAUAUCUAAUAGGCAGGAAGAGGAGCCAUGCUGGAUACCAGACCAUUUGAAUGGACCCUUCAUUUAACUUAAAUCUGACAGACUGAAUGGUGGAAAGAUGAGCCUGAGUGUGUGAGCGAGCAAGUAAUGACUGGACAUAAGCAUGAGUGAACGGAGGCAGCUGUUACUCUGUGGUGAGUGCAUGUUUUUGCAUAUCCUAUGUGACCUCCUGGAUAUUUAAUCUUCCUUUCACUUUCUCUGUGAGAUGAUGAGAAGCCAAAGACCUGCUAACUUUAGAUGGUGUGCAUCUUGAUGACGCCCGAGGGGACUUAACAGGGGCCUUCACAUAAUCAACGAUGGAGGCAGUUUGAAUUUGCUGUAGCAAGUUCACCAUCAGCAGUUUAUUCUUGUUUCAUCAUGUUCUAGGAAUUGGUUGAAUUUGCUUGAACUUGUUGUUUUUAGUUAUGUAAUUAUGUACUAUCCCAUGCAAUUAAAGAGGCAGAAGGCUGUUCACAUGAAAUGUAUGAUAAAGAUAAUUUUUUUCCAAUGGUUUCCAAAAAGUUCCAAUGGCUUGUCCACUGCUGGUUAAAGCUUUCAAAACAAGGAUGUCAUAAAAUAAUCCCAGUGACUCUCAUAUAAGGGAAAGCUCUGAAUGUGUGUCUUUUUCAAUUCCUCCACAGUGGAGACAGACAAAAAGCCAGAGGUGACCUAAUAGUUCACUGAGGCACAAUUUAAUCCAACUAAUUCAACAGUCUGGUAGUUCUGAUGAUUAAAACAGGGAUUUGUUGUCAAAAUGUAUUUAACAUUACAAAUGAACAGGUGCAUGGGUUCAUUUUCUAUUUUUGCUUUCCCCCACCCUCUCCUUUAAGAAAUGUUAAUAUCAAUUGUAGUGAUUUGAUCUUUUAUUUUUAUAGAAAAUGGUUUGAUCUCGUUUUCUAUUAUGCAUCUUACUGAAAGUUAAUAAAAAUCUUUAAAGUCCA